Molecule: messenger RNA, 1635 nt
Organism: Cynocephalus volans (Philippine flying lemur)
Lineage: Eukaryota; Metazoa; Chordata; Mammalia; Dermoptera; Cynocephalidae
Gene: SLC2A10
Product: solute carrier family 2 member 10
Exons: 5
Coding region: 1-1635 (544 amino acids)
Biological process (GO): D-glucose transmembrane transport; circulatory system development
Cellular component (GO): membrane
Molecular function (GO): D-glucose transmembrane transporter activity; symporter activity
Source: RefSeq, a predicted model, not a curated record
AUGGAUGGCAGGGGUUGCCCCCCACCUGUCCUGCCCCUGUGUGCCUCUGUAUCUUUGCUGGGUGGCCUGGCCUUUGGUUAUGAACUGGCAGUCAUAUCGGGUGCCCUGUUACCACUGCAGCUUGACUUUGGGCUAAGCUGCUCAGAGCAGGAGCUCCUGGUGGGCAGCCUGCUCCUGGGCGCUCUCCUUGCCUCCCUGGUUGGGGGCUUCUUCAUUGACCGCUAUGGCAGGAAACAAGCCAUACUCGGGAGCAACUUGGUGCUGUUGGCAGGCAGCCUGAGCCUGGGCCUGGCUGGCUCCCUGGUCUGGUUGGUACUGGGCCGCUUAGCAGUUGGCUUUGGCAUCUCCCUCUCCUCCAUGGCCUGCUGUAUCUACGUGUCCGAGCUGGUGGGGCCACAGCAGAGGGGAGUGCUGGUGUCCCUCUAUGAGGCAGGCAUCACCGUGGGAAUCCUGCUCUCCUACACCCUCAACUACGCACUGGCCGGUGCCGCCUGGGGAUGGAGGCAUAUGUUUGGAUGGGCGGUCGCGCCUGCUCUCCUGCAAUCCCUCAGUCUACUCUUCCUCCCUGCUAGUUCAGAUGAGACUACAGCCCACAAGGACCUCAUCCCACUUCAGGGAGGCGAGGUCACCAAGCUGGGCCUGGGGAGGCCACGGUACUCCUUUCUGGACCUCUUCAGGGCACGGAAUAACAUGCGAGGCCGGACCACAGUGGGACUGGGGCUGGUGCUUUUCCAGCAGCUAACGGGGCAGCCCAAUGUGCUAUACUAUGCCUCCACUGUCUUCCACUCAGUUGGCUUCCAUGGGGGAUACUCGGCCAUCCUGGCCUCUGUGGGGCUUGGUGUAGUGAAGGUAGCAGCUACCCUCAUCGCCAUGGGGCUGGUGGACCGCGUGGGUCGCAGGGCCCUGUUGUUAGCUGGCUGUGCUCUCAUGGCCCUGUCAGUCAGUGGUAUAGGCCUCAUCAGCUUUGCUGUGCCCAUGGGCUCAGGCCCAAGCUGCCUGGCCAUGCCCAAUGCCACCAGGCAGACAGGCCUCCCUGGAGACUCUGGCCUGCUAGAGGGCUCAGCUCCACCUCCAAUGCCGAGAACCAGUGAGAACCAAAGGGAGCCAGUCUUGUCAGCUGCUAAGAAAACCAGGCUGCAUCCUGGAGCUGGAGAACCCUCAGCCCCUCCCCUGCCAGCCAUGAGCACUGCCUUGCCAGCUCCCACUGUGCCCACCCCAGAGCACGCACCACUGCGCUGGACGGCGCUGGUCUGCAUGAUGGUCUUUGUGAGCGCUUUCUCCUUUGGAUUUGGACCAGUGACCUGGCUUGUCCUCAGUGAGAUCUACCCCGUGGAGAUCCGAGGGAGAGCCUUCGCCUUCUGCAACAGCUUCAACUGGGCCACCAACCUCUUCAUCAGCCUCUCCUUCCUCGAUCUCAUAGGUGCCAUCGGCUUGUCCUGGACCUUCCUGCUCUACGGACUGACUGCUGUCCUUGGCGUGGGCUUCAUCUAUUUAUUUGUUCCCGAAACUAAAGGCCAGUCAUUGGCGGAGAUAGACCAGCAGUUCCAGAAAAGACGGUUCGCCCUAAGCUUUGACCAUGAGCAGAACUCAGCUGGCGUCCAGUACAGUCGCAUCAAGGUCUCUGCAGCCUCCUGA